Tilletiopsis washingtonensis is the source of this 1156-nucleotide messenger RNA. RefSeq lists its product as hypothetical. NCBI's taxonomy places the organism in Eukaryota, Fungi, Basidiomycota, Exobasidiomycetes, Entylomatales. The record is from RefSeq and is a predicted model, not a curated record. The transcript has a single exon. Bases 240 to 914 code for a protein of 224 amino acids.
GAUCGGCAACAGCACAGCGCAGCGCGACGACGAGGAGAGAUCAGAGGGAGAGGCGGCACUCGGGCUGGAGUCGCGCGCCGCGCACGGCUCUUCUGGAGGCAUCGCACUCAGACUCAGAGUGUGAGCCGCGAUCUUCUUGCUCUCUCUCUGCCCUCACCUCGCUUGCAGCGCAUCACGCCGCCGCCGCUGCUUCUGUCUCUCUCAGAGAGCAGGCCGCGCCACUCGCUGCAGCCUUCGCCAUGAGCGCGCCCUCGCCCUUCCUGCUCUCCUUCGCCACGCCCUCUUGCCUCCCGCCAGUCGGCGCGCACCUGCUCGUGUCCAGCACCGCGCCCUCGCCUGCCCCUCUCUACGCCUCCCAGCUCGCCGCCGCCUUUCUCGCGCCCGCACGCAGCGCACCGCUCCAGCCGCCGUGCCGGCGCAGCGUCCUCUGGCUCGAGUGCGCCGGCAGGCCGCACGAGCAUGUGCGGUGCAUCGUCAGGCGUGCCGGCGGCGGCGGCCCCGCGACGCCGGCAUUGGCAGUGCGCGAUGCGACGGCAGCUGUGCUGGCGCGUGCUGCACCGUCCAGCUGCACUGCGCCCGCCGACGCAGCAGAGGCGCUCAGGCCGCUCAGCGCGCUGCUCGAGCUCGUGCGCACCGAGCUCGCGGCGGCAGCGGCGGCGGCGGCAUCGCAGCGGCGGGAGGGAGAAGAGGCGCACCGGCUCGUGGUGCUGGAUGACUUUAGCGUGCUUGCCUGGGCGCUCGAGCCACCUGCUCAGCCUGCAAUGACCGCCAGUGAGGCGGUGCUGCAGAGCAAAGGUCUGGCGACGAGCGGCAGCAAGGGCAAAAGAAGAGAGGCGCCGCUUGAUCCUUGGGCUGCUGCGCUCGCGCGCUGGCUCGAAGAGCUGCGCGUGGUCUGCGAAGGCGUGAGUCUAUGAAUCCCUCUCUGAGCUGCCCGAGCUUGGGCAUGUGUCGCUGAUGACGGACACGCCAAUCAGCACGGCGCAGCGCUCCUCACGCAUCUGCACGCCGAGCACACCAGUGUGCUUUCGCGCGCCGCAGCUCCAACGCGUCAGGGCGCGGGCGAAGGCUUCGACGCAGACGAUGCAGGCGAGGAGGACCUGGAUGUGUUCGACACGGAGCUGCCCGCCCAGGCAGCGCCUGUGGUGGUGUUGCAGCA